AUGUGCCCAUGUGAUGUAAAUUCCAACAAUAUUAUGACAGUUUGGACUAAUCUUUAUGAUAGACGGUCAAAAAAACUUUCUUUAGAAAAUCCUAAACCAAAUUUCAAUGUGGGUGAUUAUGUUCAAAUAACUAAAUAUAAACAUGUAUUCCAAAAAGGAUAUGAAUCAAAUUGGAGUGAUGAAAUAUUUAUUAUAUCUUCAAUAAUCACUUACAACCCCACCUCACAACAUAAAAUAGAUAAAAUAAUUGACACUCGUUAUUCAGGUAACAGAAAAGAAGUAUUAGUGAAGUGGAAAGGUUAUCCAGAUAAAUUUAACAGUUGGAUUUUAGCUUCUAGUUUAAAAGAAAUAUGA
Parnassius mnemosyne (clouded apollo) is the source of this 354-nucleotide messenger RNA. The record is from the annotation of a GenBank genome assembly. NCBI's taxonomy places the organism in Eukaryota, Metazoa, Arthropoda, Insecta, Lepidoptera, Papilionidae.